GAAAUUUUUCGAUAUUUUUCCAUUUUGUACGUAAUUUCUUUUUUAAUUUUGAAGGAUUUUAAGAUGACGAACUCUUAUAUUGUGAAUACUCCAAGUGGACAAUAUACAAUUCAACAACAACCUACAUGCGUUACCGGUGUUCAGCAGCCUCAGCAAAUUAUCCAUCAUUUAGUACCGCAACAGCGACCUGCGCAGAGCUCUUUUAGUGGCGGUGUUGUUCAUCACAACGAGAGACCACUGGUCCGUGGGAAAACAUCGCCUUAUGGGUUUUUUGUCAAAAUGUGUUAUGAGGAACAUAAAAAGAAGUAUCCUAAUGAAUGUGUUCAAGUGACUGAAAUUUCAAAGAAAUGCUCGCAGAAAUGGAAGGAGAAAAAGCGAUUUUUUGAAUUGGCACAAAAGGAUGCUGAACGUUACCAAGCCGAAGUUGCAGCGUAUGGAGGUGAAGACGUGCUUAAGAAAAAGAAGCGUGCCAAAAAGGAUCCGAAUGCGCCGAAGCGAGCAUUGUAUGUUACGGCAAAGUGCUUUAAACCUUUUCUUUUUAGGUCUGCCUUUUUCUUCUUUUCGAAUGAUAAACGUCAAGAGGUAUCUGGUGAACACCCAGAAUGGAAAGUUGGUCAGAUUGCACAAGAGCUUGGUUUGCGUUGGAAGGCAUUGUCAGACGAUGAACGGAUUGUUUUUGAGAAAAAGGCACAAGAAGAUAAGGAACGAUAUGCAGAGAUGAGUGACCAGAAGUCGCCAGAGCGUCUCAUGCAGAGCUCUAUGGCAUCUACUACAACUACAAUGGUUACUUCUCGUCAACCCCAAAUGGUUAUUGUUCAGCAACAAGGCCAACCGGGACAAUUACCAAUGCAGAUUUUAGAGGAGCAUGUUGCUACUUCACACGGUCAAUAA
Meloidogyne enterolobii is the source of this 891-nucleotide messenger RNA. The record is from the annotation of a GenBank genome assembly. Lineage: Eukaryota; Metazoa; Nematoda; Chromadorea; Rhabditida; Meloidogynidae.